Hyalella azteca is the source of this 5126-nucleotide messenger RNA. Its product is annotated as mucin-17-like. The transcript has 4 exons. Bases 1 to 3852 code for a protein of 1283 amino acids. Lineage: Eukaryota; Metazoa; Arthropoda; Malacostraca; Amphipoda; Hyalellidae. The record is from RefSeq and is a predicted model, not a curated record.
AUGGCAUCAUCGCUGAGCGUCCACGACGACACGUCUUCCCUCCACCGCUGCCAGCGGCCUACUGACGAUAACCACGGCAGAGAUGCUCAGACCGGGGUUUUGGGUAACCCAGCUGUGAGCUGCAACGCUUAUUUAACCCCACCACCCGCUGCAACCUACAACCAUCGAGGACAACCUCGCCUUACAACCCGCGACCGAAAAGGUAGACGUCCCCUCGCACCCCACAACCAGGAGCCUAACCUUCUCUCCACACCAUACAACCCGGACGAAAAACCUCUUCUUACAACCCACAACCAAGAGGAAAAACUUCUUCCUUUAGUCCCGAACCCGGAGGAAAAACCUUUCUCCUCAACCGACAACCAGGAGGCAAAACAUCUCCCCACUUCCCACAACCAAGAGGAAAAACUUCUUUCUAUUAUCCCGAACCAGGAGGAAAAACCUUUCUCCUCAACCGACAACCAGGAGGUAAAACCUCUUUCCACAACCCAAAACCUGGAGGCAAAACCUCUCCUCACAACCCACAACCAAGAGGAAAAACUUCUUUCUAUUGUCCCGAACCAGGAGGAAAAACCUCUCCCCACAACCCACAACCAGGAGUGCUACUCAGGUUCAUCCCCAUCUCCCCCCGCAUCGUAUCCCCAAGGGACUAAAAUCCAAGUCCAAGUACAUAAUUCUUGUUCUGACGCAGCCACGUCAUCCAUUCGCGAUCAAGCGUUUCCUGUUUCUUGCGCGCCAUCGUCUUCUGGUGUCUCCGCUUCUGCCCCAACAUCGUCUUCUUGUAUUCCUCCUUCCCCUGUCGAUGUUUCUGCUUCGUCUCCGACGGUUUGCAGUGAGACUGAGACCCACGUCAGGUCUGUUGUUAACAUUACAUCGUCACCUGUUGCUUUGAUCUUAUCAUCGUCUUCUCACAAGAAAUUAAUGGAAGCACCGACGAAGUCUUGCAGCGACAGCGAAGACGAUGGAGAUGAGUGUGAAGUGGUCUCUGUCUCGUCUGGCUCAUCGUCACUCUUAUCCUGGCAUCCUGCCGACGAGGUUGAAACUCGUCGCAAUCGUCUGCAGAAAUCAGAUAUCGUAGAUAAGAAGGAUGAUGCUGAAAUUCUUGCCAGCGAUGACGUGUUGAAAGUAGCAUUUGAGUCCCACUUACGACUAAAUACUCGCGUCCCAAACGAAAGCACAAGAUCAGAAUUAUGUAUAUUACAAAAUCCCAUAUGUCGAGACGAAACCUACGUACCGUCAUUGGAAAGUGCGAAAAAAAUUGUCCCACCCGCAAAGCCUCCUAGAAAGUUGACCCAUCGCAGCCUCAAGUGCUUCACUCUACCGAGUACUUCAACUCAGCAUCGCGUUGACGACCUCACGAGGAAUCACGUUACCUGUAUCCGCUCACGUUCGCUUCACAUUCCUACACACAAGAAAACAUAUCGAGCACCUGAUGCCAAAACGGACCUUGAAAUCCAAAAGAGUUCUAGUCUGGAGAUCGUAAGUACUGCGGCUAAAGUUCCCGUUCAGGAUUUUACGCAUGUUUCAGGUCAGGCACAAGUUCGUGCAGAGGAAAGUCAGCUACAUUCCUGGUCUAAUGGAAAUGCGUUGUUCCUUCAAGAGGCAAAAACUUGUUCAAAUGUUGAGGUUGACGAAACUAAAUCCCAGGAAAAGCGAUUACCUUUAGAGAUGGACUGUGCGCGUGAUCGGGCUGAAGCUCCAAAUCCGCAAAUCCAAUGCGCGGAAGAUCAAAAACGAUCCGGUGUCGAUAAUAUUGCAAACCGAGGAGCUAUUGUCAGGUUUGGUUCAUCUGUAGGAGACGUCGCGUACCGAAAAGAACUUGAAGUCCCCGAGUUCGGUUGCACUGGAGUCCUGGUAGGCAGCGAUGGUAUCGAUUUAUGUACGUCGUAUAACUCACUAAAGAAGAGUUACUGUAUCUUGGACACCUCAGAGGCCAAGAUCUCCUCCUCCUCAUCUUGGACGCAAAGUGUUGAUGGCAAGGAAAACGUAGAGAUCAACGUGCCCGUAGAUGGCAAGAAGCAAGAUGUUAAAAAAUCUGAGCAAGUAGAAAGUAAGAAGAAAAAGAAGUUUGUAAAGCGUCAUUCAAUUGGUGUCUUCUCUGCUUUAGCCAGUCUUGCUGGCUUCUCGAAUGCUAAGCACAGAACGCCUCUUGCAGUUUCCAACCCAACAGUUAAUUUGUCAAGGUCUUCUUCUAUGCCCUCGUCUACUGCCAUGAACUUGAAAGAACCUCGACUAUCGAAAACUCCUUCAUUUAGCCAAUCCCCUUCAAAAUCUAAUUCAGAUCUCCGCGCACCAGCCUAUCAAGCUCCUCCUAAACAUGUUGAUUUUGCCGAGUAUGUUCCUAAGGUAGUCUCUUAUCGGACAACAUCUGAGGUGGGGAAUGCAUCAGAACGACUCAACCAAUCAUUACCAGCUGAGCUAAUUUCCUCGAUUUCAUCCAAUUCCUUUCCUGCAACCUCCCUGGAAAGAUCAUACCCGACGCCAGCCACUGGCCCCACCCCGCAUUAUACUUCAGAAAAUGGUCACUCGGUGGAAGCGAACAUUAAAGAUGACAAGAAUACCGAGGUCCAAACUCCUUCCUUGUCGGUGUGCCCAACUCCAAUACUGCACUCGACCCCUUCAAAGGCCGGCGGUAAUGGCAUUCACAGCUCCCAUCCCCCAGCGGACUUUAAAUCGGAACCUCUAUCGCUGACGCCAAUGAAAUCAAAGAAGAAGAAGAGGAGGCCGUCCAGACAAGAGAUGAAAUUGACUAGUGAAGGCGCUGACAGUUGCUCAUCGUUUGGUCAGGGUUCUGCCCCGCCACCGAUUCCACUUAACCCUACCGCAUUAUUUACCUCGGGUUCUGCUCUGCCACGGACCCCAAUCAAUCCUACCGCGUUAUUUACCCCGGAUUCUGCUCUGCCACCGACCCCAAUCAACCCUACCGCGUUGUUUACCCCGGGUUCUACUCUACCUCCAACCCUCGUUAACCCCUUCAGUGUUGCUCCUCAAGCUGGUCAGCGCCACGCCAUCCAGAACGUUCCAUCGGCAGGACCUGCUUCGAGCUUCCCUCUAGCUAUAACCACAGCACCUUCUAUUAUUAAUUCCAAUGUUAUUCCUACGGCUAAUUCUAUCUUCGAUAUUGCAGCCUCCAGCACUCCUCCAAUUAACAUUACUAAUGCCAUUCCUACGAUGAAUCUUUGCUCAAAUGUAAGUGCUAUUUCGUUGCCAACGGGGCUUUAUAAUUCUAAUGCCAUACCUGAGGCAGCUGCUAGUUUUAGUCAUAAUGUUACUUUUACGACUUCUCAAUAUUUUAAUCCGAACGCUAUUGCUACGGCAUCUGUUUCUAAUGAUAUAUCUGCCGCUCACUCUAGUUGUAGUAAUCAUGCUGUUCCUGCUGAAACACAUACUAACGCAUCCCUCAACAACGCUAAGAAUAACUACCCUAACAACUUACCUUCUAUGUUUUCCUCGUUACCUUGUAAUACUAGUAACGCUAGUAACCUAAGCUUAUAUGCACAUAGCAAUAAUCCUAAUUUCAUGUCACAUCAUAUAAGCCCCUACCCUAUAAUUUCCAAGACCCCGCCAUUGGUCGGUCUACCUGUUCCUCUAUCUUCCCCCUUCAAUGACUUCCAUAUGAACACGUCUGGUCUACUGAACACCCCUUACCACCUUCUAAUGUCACAAACUACCACCCCAUCCACCACCACAACCAGCAUCGGUGGUACUAGUAUACCAUCUGUUGGUGGUACCUCGAAACAGCGAGGUGGUAUCAGUGAUAGCGUCUCAUCUUUUAGCCAUGAUAUCUAUAAGAAUAACUUGGAGUCCCCGAGUGGUGCUACUUUAAACAACUCUUUGAAUAGCGAAGAUUUGUGAAAAAAUUAUUUUCAAGCUUCAAAAGUGAGCAGCGUACAUGAGGAACAGUUCAAAUGUUUACGAAGAAAUGCCAUUGUGGUUCGUAGUUCCCGAACGAAUAAUCAGAACUUUAACGGCGGUCUAGUAUAAAGAAAUUAACUCGAACUCAGUUCCUGCCCACAUAUAUGAUGGAAAGUUGAUGCAUUUUAUCUUACCUCACGCAAAAGUCAAUUCUAGGUCGUAAGUUCCCAGUCCCGUUCAAUCCUGCCCAUGCCUCAGUUCAUUCCUCACGCUGCUGUCAUACCUCCGACAGAAGCUAACGGCCUAUUGAGUCGACGCCUAAUGAGAUACGCGCAAAUUUUAUUUCGUUUCUACGUUGAAAAUUUCUUCGCUUGUACAUCAAAGUUCACGCAUGAAUUCUCCUAUCUUUAAUUAAAACGUGAAUCAUUUAUUUCAACUCUAGUUUUUAACUGAUUCGAAUUUCUGUUUCGUACUUAAUUUUGACGUUUGAUCACUCAUGGCAGAUGCAAUUGGGUGCAUUAUUUCAUGUGGGAAACUUGAAGAUUAAUUUUAAAUUGUUCAUUUCUGCGAUCUUCAUGUGUUUGAUGCAGCGUUCCUCGACCAAUAGGAGCGUUAGCAUAUACAGGUCCAAGUGCCUUUCAGGUUCGGGAGCGUUAGAGUUGUACUUAAUUAAACGAGUUGUGAUGAAUCCAUCGUGUUCACUAUUAUGUUUAGUUCAUAUUCACCUCGUCUUGUUUGCUUUACUAUUUUUAGUGGGUAACUUCAUCUGUUGAAGUUCAAACUACAAACGCUCUAACAACGCUACAACUUUAGCCGCACUCUGAAGAAUGAAUGGAUCAUAAGGUCCUAAUAGUGACAUACUUUGUGCACGUAGCACGGAUACGCCCUCCUGCUUGGCCCAACAGUAUUAAGAUGGCCCACGCAAGGGCAUCAAGUGCAUCAUUAUUGGGACAAAGUCCCGCUCAUUUAUCUAGGUGGCGAGCACAAUAGUGCAUUUUUUUCAUAAAUGAGAAAAUGCGCUAAAAACUAAUGAUACUUUGUCCAAAUAAUGACGUACUUUUUGCUCUUGUGAAGGUAAUCCAGACCCAGUUCGACCUUGCAAAAGAGCGUCUUGGUGCUACAUGCACGUGUUCAUAUUCGUACAAAAAUGACACAUUCUUUUUUCUAAGUGUACACGUGGCAAUCACGAUGCAAGUUCCUCAAGCAUUCACGUUGGCCGCUGGUUUUGAAGUAAUUAUUUGCGCAUUUUCUCAUUUAUGAAAAAAAUGCACUAU